GUCAGGGGAUACUACACUUUUAGCCAUGGCAUAAUGGACGUAUCGGGUGACCGGGCAGCAUCUUCUUCUACACCGAUCUGCAGGCCUUUCAUUGAUAGCUUUAGUGAAACACAUACUUUAUCUAUAUAUCUACCUGGACAUAGUCGGCCACCUGCCAUAUACCCUUACCUGACGUUCAGAGAACCGGUCAGUCAUCGUCUACGAUGGUAAUAUAUGUACUUGUCUCCCAUGUUCAUAUCUCCACGAACAUAUUCCGCAUCGCAAACACCAGAUCAAGGGCUUCGCUUGGCCGCCAGUGAAAACCAACUGAAGUAUCAUACGCUUCAAGGGUGGCGUGCAGACGCGACAGUUGCUAGCCGAGCUCCUGAAAUGUUACUGAUUCAUCAGGCCGGCAGUGUUCGUGUCGGCGAGAUAAUCAGAUACACGUUGACGUACACACCUGCGGCGGACAACAUCCGCCCUCCUCCGGCUAAGCUACACGUCAAGAUUAAGAAUACAUCUGCGCUGCCCCUACGAGCUGCAUAUCUACAUGGCCCGUACACUCUCUAUGCGUCAUGUUAUCCGUCCACGUACAACCCGAAUAUUGGCGUCGACCAACACGAAUCAGAGUGUAUUCCACAAUACGAACCGUAUCUCAAAGCAGGGGGCAGUUGGAAUGCGGCCUUAAUUGUACCCCAGAAUACUUGCCACGAUCGAGGAGAAAUCCACUAUGAAUCUGAGAAAAGUACGACCUGGGUCAUUGAAAUCAUAUCUCAGGUUGUAUUCUCGAGCACCGCAACCGUCAAUUUCGAGCUGCUAGUUGGUCGUGAUGAGAAUUUGGUAGAAUCACUAGCUACGGGUGCAUCCUUCGGUGCCGGGCUACCGAAGGCUGCUCAGUUGCAUGAGCACUGGUCAGUUGAGACAAGGGGCAAGCAGGUGCUUGCUACCAAGGGCGUCUACUCUCGUUCUAUAACUUUACUAUUGGACGACACUGCUAGUCUCUGGAACACACCGCAUCUUCCACCAGUGGGCUCUGGUGAUGAGCAGGCUUCAGCAACAAAUGGUGAUAACCAAAGCCAGCCGACUAAAGACAACCAUAUGAAAAGAAUUCACCUUGUUGUGUUGACCCAUGGACUACACAGCAAUCUGGGGGCAGACAUGCUUUACCUGAAAGAGAGCAUUGAUGCCGCCGUGAGGAUGGCUAAAAGUAAGGCGAAAGCUAAAGGUCAGGGACACGGAGAUCAGCAAAAUGCCGAGGCAUACCCAGCAAUGGAAAGGCCAGAUUGUGAAGACAGCGAGAACGACGAUGAGCAGGUAAUAGUAAGGGGCUUUCCCGGAAAUGCAACCCGCACAGAGCGUGGUAUACAGUACCUUGGCAAACGUCUCGCAAAAUAUGUUCUGCGAAUCGCAUGUCCGGAGCAGCCUUUCGGUUCCCAGAAAGAUGUAGGAAAGAAUCCAGCGCCGUUCACACCGUGGAAGCGAGCCAUUGGAGAGCCUUCUCAACAUGACCAAUCUCGCGAUAUGUACGGAGAACCGUCGCUCUCUCGGAAUGGUGGUUAUCAGGUCACCAGUAUCAGCUUUGUCGGUCAUUCACUUGGCGGUCUCGUUCAAACGUACGCGAUCGCCUAUAUUCAAAAACACUUCCCUGACUUCUUCGACAAAAUUAGACCGGUGAAUUUCAUAGCCCUGGCAACCCCAUUUCUUGGUCUAAGUAAUGAGAACCCGGUGUAUGUUCGUUUUGCCUUAGAUUUGGGACUCGUUGGUCGGACAGGCCAGGAUUUAGGGCUUAGCUGGACAGCACCAAGGGUGAGGGGUGGCUGGGAGACUUUGAUAGGAGGAAGGGGGCAUUCUGUAAACUCCCAAGGAGUUUCAGACGCUCGUUCCAAGCCUUUGCUGAGGGUGCUUCCUUGUGGUCCCGCCCAUGAGGUUCUUACAAAAUUUCAACGCCGCACAAUUUAUUCCAAUGUUGUAAAUGAUGGAAUAGUACCUCUGCGGACCUCUUGUUUGCUCUUUCUUGACUGGAAAGGGCUUGACCGGGUUGAAAAGGCUAGGAGGGAAAAUGGCAUUGUGGGCACCAUGGCCGAAUGGGGCUGGGCAGAAUUGACAGGAGCUAAUUCAAAUUCUUCACGGACCCAUUUGACCAGCGAGGUAGAACUGACAAUCACUAAUGAGCAGAGCAGCUAUGGCAACGGGGCUCGGUCAACAACAGACGAUGCCUCUGCGGAACAAGAUGUUUCAAUCGUGGCUGGUGUUACAAGCUGUACAACUAAAUCCCCGUCAUUCGAACAGCAUCGGUAUCCUGCUUCAUCUGGAAACAGUGUAAAUACUACUCCCAGACAAGUCUUGUCUCGAUCUACGUCAAUGGGCCCAUUGUCCAAAAUGUUUUCAAUUUUGCGACCGAAGGAGACAGCCAGAACACAGUCGGGAAACAAACAAACGAGGAUAUAUAAGCGCAGCCAAACCGUUGACACACUUGGUGGUAUAGAGAGCCCAACCGUUGCCAGUUCUUACGCUCAGGGACCCUCUGCUGCUGGCGACUUCCAUGAUUACGGGCCUCAUACCCCUCCCCAAACUACGUUCUUCGAAUCAGCUAGUGAUCUUCUUAUGCCGCCUCUUCCUUCCAUAGACUUUAUCCUCGAUCCCGCUAAGAGGCCGAGAACAAUAUUCCAUGAUCGCAUCUACAACCCCGAAGAUAUACCGCCCCCGAUGGCGCCUAAGCGGCGAGCAUUGACAUUGGGAUCUCUACAACAAAAACCAUCGAAUGCACAACCUGCUCCGAGAGUUGAUUCCCGGGAGAAGUCACUUCCCGUCAACGAAACUGAGAGUGGCCUUAGGCUUGAAGAAAAAAUCGCUAGAGCUUAUCACCGUGAUUUGUCAUGGCGCAAAGUCCUUGUCCGCCUUGAGCCUGAUGCUCACAACAACAUUAUUGUACGGCGAAUGUUCACCAAUGCCUAUGGCUGGCCUGUUGUGCAACACCUCGUCAAUACCCAUUUCGGACCUCCAUCAAUAGCUCGCUACAAUGAUGCAAAUGGACAGUGCGCUGACCCGUUGAAUGCAUCGGCAACCGAAACUGAAAACUCGAAGAAUGGUGAUGAACCUCGAGGUACUUUACAAGAACCACAAUUGGAUACUUGAAGAUUGUUGCCAACGUCAUACAUACUGGAAGGAAUUCAGCGCACCGCGCUGAACACUCUUUUCAGGUCUAGACCCUAACCCACAUACAAUCCGGGGUCAAAGUAAAGGAAUCUAUUAGCCGAUACAGGUUACUAAUGAUUUUUUCGCGUUCCAUGGGUUCAUGCUUCUGUUGGGAUCUUGAGGCUUGCCAAGGAUUGCUCAACAUGUACGCCAAUAUGUGUUGAUUGCUUUUCGAUUCGUAUGAUAGGUCUCCUAUCAGAACUGGGGCUAAUGAGGAAAGUGCUGGCUGCGUCCAUAUAUAUAUUCAGCUGAAGACUCAAAUACUUGCGCAUGUAGAGAUGCAUA
Messenger RNA from Aspergillus neoniger CBS 115656, 3459 nucleotides. Its product is annotated as lipase ROG1 family protein. NCBI's taxonomy places the organism in Eukaryota, Fungi, Ascomycota, Eurotiomycetes, Eurotiales, Aspergillaceae. Gene Ontology annotation, molecular function: monoacylglycerol lipase activity. The coding region runs from base 229 to 3114 and encodes 961 amino acids. The transcript has 3 exons. The record is from RefSeq and is a predicted model, not a curated record.